AUGUUUGACGAGGUCGAUCUGCCCCUUGACUGGCCAGUGGAGGUGAACUACCAUGAGGCCAAAGCCUUCUGCAACUGGAAGGGACCCGGCUUCAGACUACCCACUGAGGCCGAAUAUCAAGUUAUGAGAGGCCAACAGGGGUGGGUCAUGGAUCAGUAAUGGUACCUUUGGGUCGAAGUUCAUUCGAAACUUCUUCCGACGUCACUUUUUCCAACAUGGCGGCUUCCGAAUGGCGCGAAGUCUUCCAGAUGACGACAGACACACAGUGGAAAUACCUGCCUCAUUUGUGGACACGGAGGCGUAUGUUGUAGGCACGGGGGUCGAAGGUGAGGAGAAGGGUGCGGUUAUCUGUUUAUGACCUUGCGUCAACAUUUUCAAUUUGUUGUUUGAUAAGAGGGGUUUCGGAUAAGAGCAUAUUUCUGUUUUUAUUUUAAAGAUUAUUCAUUAAUUCAUUUCUUUAUUUCUUUGUUUAUUUGUUUGCUUUUUAUGUACCUACUUGUUUGGUGUUCUGGUUAGGGAGAGAGAGAGGGAGAG
Molecule: messenger RNA, 534 nt
Organism: Aplysia californica (California sea hare)
Lineage: Eukaryota; Metazoa; Mollusca; Gastropoda; Aplysiida; Aplysiidae
Product: ergothioneine biosynthesis protein 1-like
Source: RefSeq, a predicted model, not a curated record